Molecule: messenger RNA, 681 nt
Organism: Theileria orientalis strain Shintoku
Lineage: Eukaryota; Apicomplexa; Aconoidasida; Piroplasmida; Theileriidae
Exons: 2
Coding region: 1-681 (226 amino acids)
Source: RefSeq, a predicted model, not a curated record
AUGCAUAAAUUAGUUGUACAUGACCCUAAUCUCAAAAGGUGCAAAGAUUUAGUCGAUGCGACUCGCAGUGGCUUAAAAAGGGCGUACACCUCCUCAAUCGGGGAAAUUAGGAAACAUCCCAUCUCAUCUACACUGACUGGCGUCAGCUUGUGCCUCUCCUCUCUCGUUUGGAGCAAGUGUGUGAAUGUAAACCGUAUUCAGCACAGGGGUGACGUUAGAAGCAUCAGCGACCUGGCCAAGAGCGUUUUAAACAUGCUCCUCAUCCCCGAGUUUAACCCGAAUUCAAUAUUGCAAAUACUUUCCUUCUAUUUAACCCUCAAGAGACUCGAGUCCGUGAGCGGAUUUGACGCCACUAUUAAAAUGAUCACCAUUGACGCCCUAGUUGGCUUACUGUUUUCAAACUUUGUCGUCAAAAGGUUGAACUUGGCCGAUUACACUUUCAACCGCUUCGAUUUUGAUAAAUUUUCCAAGUCUCUCGUCAGCUUAUCUUGUUUCAAUUCUCCCGAGGAGCCCAUUUUGGCCUACGGGGUAAUUCGCACGAAGAACAAGUACUUUCCACCCCUGCUUGUUCUCUCAGAUUACCUUUUUACUUUUCAAACUAGUAGUUUAAUUAACAGUGCUAUCGGCAUAAUUUACGGGUUAAUCGCUCUAUCCACUUACAACUUUUUAUUCAACUCUUAA